Lotus japonicus is the source of this 984-nucleotide messenger RNA. RefSeq lists its product as uncharacterized. The record is from RefSeq and is a predicted model, not a curated record. The transcript has a single exon. NCBI's taxonomy places the organism in Eukaryota, Viridiplantae, Streptophyta, Magnoliopsida, Fabales, Fabaceae. The coding region runs from base 1 to 984 and encodes 327 amino acids.
AUGGACGCGGCGUUAGGACCUAGCGGAUUAUACAGGGAAAGCUACCGAGGUUCCAGGAGGAAGUUAGAGUCUUCUUCGGCGAAGAGUAGGGUGACGGGAGAGUGGUGUGCUUAUCACCAAGUUUCUGGUCAUGAUACCGGGAAGUGCAGAGCUUUACAGCACGCAGUUGAGAAAUUGAUCACAACAGGAAAGACUGCUAAGGCGCGGCGUAAUAAAUUUCCUACGAUCGGAGAAAUAGGCACAAUCGUUGUAGGCUUUAGCGGAGGAGGAAUCACUAGUGCAGCGCGCAAACGAUAUCUCAGAACGGUGAAUGCGGUUGCGGAAGCACCUUUCGGUUUUCAGCAUCCGGACAUCACAUUUUCACCCGCUGAUUUUUUCGGGUUAAAACCACACUUAGAUGACCCGAUCGUGAUCUCCCUUCGGGUUAACCACUUCGAUGUACAACGAACGCUCUUGGACCAGGGGAGUUCAGCAGAUAUCAUCUACGGCGGGGUGUUUGCGCAGCUUGGAAUAAGGGAAGGUGACCUUACCCCGUAUGAAGGGACCUUGGUAGGAUUCGCAGGCGAACGAGUGUGGGUGAAAGGAGUCAUAGAUCUUGAUACCAUAUUCGGCGAGGGCGAGAAUGCCAAAAAACUAACAGUACAAUACUUGGUUUUAGAGGCGGAAGGGUCAUACAAUGCGAUCAUUGGAAGGAACACUUUAAACCGUCUGUGCGCAGUAAUAUCAACAGCUCAUCUAGCAAUAAAGUACCCGUUAGCGAGCGGGCGAAUAGGACAGAUUGUGGUGGACCAAAGGGUUGCAAGAGAGUGUUACUGUAACGCUGUGGAUCGGUAUGGUAAGAAGAACGCCUCAACAGGACAUCGUUGUAAUGAAGUAGAGGCUCCGGACAAAAGCUUGGAUCCUAGGGGCGAGGGGCGAGUCAAUAGACCCACCCCGAUAGAGGAAACCAAAGAGUUGAGUUCGGCGAGAAGAUACUCAAAAUAG